GGAGCCCAGGCCCCUCAUGGCGGGCAGGUGCCAGUUCCAUUCCAUCGGAGCUGGCUAUCUACAUGACGUCCACCAGACGGAGGUCACCUGUCACUCUCCGAACGGUGGGUGUCCGCUGAAGGUGAAGAGCAACACUUGCUACUGCUGUGACCUCUACGACUGCCGGGGGUGAGAGGCCGCAGGGCAGGGGCGCGGGCCCGGGGCCUGGGCAGGCGUGUCAGCGCGGUUCCCUGGGAAGGGGCUGGACGCAGGAGCGGGGCCCUGGGGUGUCUCAGAGCCUCAUGCCCUGCCCCCCACCCAAGGCUGGAGGGGGUUGUUCCAGGGUUUGGUCCAGUCCCUGGAGGUAAAUCUCAGCUCUGUGGGGACUGCCCCCCGAAGCCUAGGACCCCUGGAGUUUUGGGCCCAUGUGGGGCCAGCAGGGCAGUGUGUCCUGCUCUGCUCAGAGGCCUGGGGCAUUCCCGGGUGAAAACGGCCUCGGGCUCCGCUGCCUGCUGCGUCUCCCUGCGGAGGGCCCUGGGCCCCACCCUGCCCCGCCUGCCCGCCCAGGCAGCGCCUCUGCGGCUGCAGGUGACGCGUGCCCUUGCCAUGCAGCGCCCGGAGCCCCCGUCUGUCACGCGUUUGUGGGCGUCGGCGCCGGCUGGGACGCGCUCCAGCUGUACUGGGUGCUCCGGGCCUCGGCCGCGCUAGUCCUGGGGCCGCUGCUGGGGAUCGUCACCGCGGCCCUGGGGGCCUUCAAGGACGCCGUCCCGCUGGCCCAGCUGGCCUACGGCCCGUCCACGGCGCCUCGGGUCCUCUACGACCCCGCCCAGCAGAUCCUGGCCUGCUCGGGCUCUCACCCCAGGCCCCCAGCCAUCCCGACCUGCUCGUCCUACCCGCUGCCCCUCCAGCUGCCCGGUGGCUUCACGGCCUCACCUCUGCCCGAGGACUCACAGCCUCAGCCCAGCUCCAGCUGCCGGCACCCCCUCAGCGCCCCCACCCACCUCCUCCCCGGGGAGAAGCCCCCUCCCUACACACCGUGAUGCAGAGGGUGGAGAUGGAAAGCAGUAGUUUGGUCUGUUCAAAGCAGCCCCCUCCCCACUGUGGCUGCCUCCUGGAGACCCUCCUGCAGACCCUCCCUACAGACCCUCCUGCAGAUCCUCCCUGGCUCAUCUGUGCAGGAGAGGCCAGGAACCUGCGGAGGACCCCAGUGGUGAGGCCGCUCAGGCCCCCGCCCCCCCUCCCCCGACCCCGUGAGAGCACACCCCAGCUGAGCUAUAAUUCCCGCUGAAGCGGCUGGGCU
Bubalus bubalis (water buffalo) is the source of this 1279-nucleotide messenger RNA. RefSeq names its product transmembrane protein 255B (gene TMEM255B). Lineage: Eukaryota; Metazoa; Chordata; Mammalia; Artiodactyla; Bovidae. The record is from RefSeq and is a predicted model, not a curated record.